Messenger RNA from Limulus polyphemus (Atlantic horseshoe crab), 1872 nucleotides. RefSeq names its product HEAT repeat-containing protein 1-like. NCBI's taxonomy places the organism in Eukaryota, Metazoa, Arthropoda, Merostomata, Xiphosura, Limulidae. Gene Ontology annotation, cellular component: small-subunit processome; 90S preribosome; t-UTP complex. Gene Ontology annotation, molecular function: snoRNA binding. The record is from RefSeq and is a predicted model, not a curated record. Gene Ontology annotation, biological process: maturation of SSU-rRNA from tricistronic rRNA transcript (SSU-rRNA, 5.8S rRNA, LSU-rRNA); positive regulation of transcription by RNA polymerase I. Bases 1 to 1764 code for a protein of 587 amino acids. The transcript has 13 exons.
AUGUUUCGUAGGUCACUGGAAAUAGGAAAUGGUCCUGAUGAACACUACCUUCAGCAAGUUAUUUUGUCUUGUCUCUAUACGUGUGUGCAGCAGGUGCUAUCGUCGGAAGAUGGCAACACUCGUGAAACAAGUGUGAAACUGAAAGAAGAACAUUUUCAAGUCGAACUAAUUGUCCAAGUCAUUCGUGUCUCGGAAAAUCCACAAACACAAAACCUGGCUUUGUUGCUUUUAAAUCUUGUCGCUUCCCGUUUCUCCGAGCAUGUUCUGCAUAAUAUCAUGGCAAUUUUCACUUUUAUGGGAGCAAGUUUAGUACGUCAGGAUGAUACCUACAGCUUCCAAGUGAUCAGCCAGACAAUCGAGACCAUUAUCCCAGCUCUUCUUGAGACAAGCAACCAAACUGGAACUACAGAUGAAACCAAAAAAACCGUUGCCAUGGUAACAAGGGUAUUUGUAGAUGCUGUUCUGGAUAUUCCACAACAUCGACGAUUACCUGUUUUUUCCAAGCUAAUUCACACCCUUGGUCCAAAGCAGUACUUGUGGAUUCCUCUUGGUCAAGUGUUUGACCGACACAUAACCAAGCAACCUGUUCAGGGACCUGCCGAGGAAAAGGUUCAAGGAACACUACCUCCUCUGGUGGACUUUGCUGUCUCACUAAGCCAGUGUUUUCAGCCCAUGAUCCAUAAUGAGCUUUUACUUCUGAGUGUAACGACCACGUUGCAGAGGUUAUUAGAAAACCUGGCAGCCUUCCUCAGCUCCUACUUGCCAGUUAUCAUAAAUCAGGUCUGUAUUUUGUCAGCCGGUCAUCCUGACAGUGAGGGACAAAAAACACCCCUUCAACAAAGGUUAAAAGUUGUACGCCAUCAUCUAGCCACUUCACUAGCUUCAAGAGUGUUAGUACCUACAAUAGAGAAAUGUUAUCUUUUCUUCAUUGAAACGAAACAGGACAAGGGAAUUGGCCAACUGAUGUCCAUCUUCAGUGAACACUUAACUGCGAUGAGUAAAGAAGACCUAAAUGCACAUAUACUACAGAUGCAGAAUUUUUUUGUGGGGUCUCUGAACUAUCGUAGUGAACAUUAUAAGCUAUUCAUGUGGGCAACUCAAGACAGUGAAUGUCAAGAUAAAGUGCUAACAUUUUACAGACUUAGCGACAGUUUGGCUUCAAAACUGAAGAGUUUGUUUGUCUUGUUUGCUGGACAUUUGGUGAAGAAUGUAUCUUAUCUGUUGGAUCAGAACAACAUGGCAAAAACAGAGUCGUUAUACUUUGGAGGAGAAGCCGGUGAUGUUCAGAAGUCAUGUAUGUUGUUACAGUACAUUCUUUCCACAUUAGAGAAGUGUUUCCUCUAUGAUAAUGAAGGAUUUGUCACCAGAGAGCGCUUUGAAACCUUGAUGCAACCUCUGUUGGAUCAGGUUGAAAAUCUACUAGGUACUGACGAGGAUUACCAAGACCGAAUAAUCAAGUUUUUGGUGCCUUGUGUAGCCCAAUUUGCUGUUGCAGCGAAGGACAACAGUUUGUGGAAGUCACUCAACUACCAACUUCUUCUGAAGACCCGGCAUACAUCGGCCAAAGUUCGAUAUGCAGCCCUUCAAGUGAUCCGAGAAGUGGUAGUAAAGUUGGCUGAGGACUACAUGGUUCUGUUGCCAGAGGCGAUCCCUUUCCUGGCUGAACUCAUGGAAGAUGACAGCACAGAGGUGGAGCAGCAAUGCCAGUCUGUUAUAGCCGAAAUGGAACAGGUUUUGGGAGAACCUUUAGCUAAAUAUUUUUAAAUCCUUUAGAAAAACGAGUAUACCUUGACAGUACCAAACCGUGUUUUGUUGAGUUUUUUUCAUACUUACUAAAAGUUGUAAAUAAUUUUAAUAAAUGUUUUUAUUUCA